Molecule: messenger RNA, 1065 nt
Organism: Meloidogyne enterolobii
Lineage: Eukaryota; Metazoa; Nematoda; Chromadorea; Rhabditida; Meloidogynidae
Source: the annotation of a GenBank genome assembly
GUAUUAUGCUGUUAACUAUGUUAUUCAAUGAUGAUUUAACGUGGAGUCCUACACAUGAGCUGAUCUUUAUCUUUAGCUACUUUGCAUACUUUAGAAAUGUUAUCGCGCAUAUUUUGGUCAUUGAAAGAUUAAAUGCAACCCUUUCAUUUAGAAAAUAUGAGAGAUCCCGUGGUCCUUGUUUUACUUUUGGAUGGCUAUUUUUUGUGAAUUUGCUCACUUUUGGCACUGUAUAUGGUACAUCAACAACCUCCUCAACAACUUUUAUCAAUCUCUGCUUUUGGGCAAUUAUGUUUGUCUUGGCAAUUUUUGAGCUGAUUGCAAUUAAAUCUAUGAAAAAAUAUAAUGACCAGAUAUAUACAUCUCGUUCUUUUAUUAAUGCCACAUUAUCAGAACGUUAUCAGCUGGCAGAAAAUAUUAGGACAACCAAACAGCUAAUUCCAAUUUUGGCCAUUCAUUUUUUCAAUAUUGCUUUGGGAACUUUCGUUAAUUGGACAAUCUAUUACCAAGCUUUCGGCCCCAUUACUACCGGAAUGUUUGCUUAUCAAUUGUUUAACCAAAUUUAUAUGUUGAUUAUUGCUUUCACGAGUUUUUUGAUUGAAUUGACAAUGAUUUUAUGCCAUCCUUAUUUGAAACGAAAUUUUGUCGGUUUGGCACUAAAAAUACGUUCAUUCUUCAAAUGCUUGUUAAUCUUCAAAUUAAGACGGCACCAAGUUGCUCCAACUUCCAUUACAAAUAAUGGGUUUGAUAGCAAUACUAUUAAAAAACGAGCUGUUUCAUUAACAAGUGUUCAAGGAUUGGAAUUAGUUCCUUGUGGCGGCAUGAAUCAAACAGAGGAAUAUUUUACACAAUUAGCAUUAUCGUGGGCAAGAAGAAGAUCAAUUAAUAAUUAAAUUUUAAAAUUUUAUAUCACCCGAAAAUAAAUAUAUUUUAUACAAAAUUAUUAAUUAAAAUAAACUGAUUGAUCGCUUAAGGAUAGAGCGCAAAGUGCAGAGGCUAGUAAUUUGCCAUAUUUUCUUGAACUCGAAUAAUUCCCCGCCCACCCUCGAUAAAUUCCCCGUGCUAGAU